AUGAGGUCUCUCCAGGAGGAGGCUUUGCUCAGAUGUCAGGACGGCCUGAGUCCGCCGGCCCCAGCGCAGCCCUCUGUUCUCUCCUCAGUAGCUCAGAAGGCUGGCGGCUGCCCAUAUAGACCACAAGCCCGGUGCUUCCGAUAUGAGGCACCUGAGUGCCAGAGUGACUGGCAGUGCCCAAAUAAUCAGAAAUGUUGCCAAGAUACGUGCGGAAUCAAAUGCCUGGACCCUGUAACCCUCUCAAACCCAGUGACGAAGCCUGGCCAGUGCCCGGCUGUGCAUGGCGAGUGCAUGAUGCUGAACCCCCCCAACCACUGUGAGAACGAUGGCCAGUGCGUGGACAACCUCAAGUGCUGCAAGGGCAUGUGCGGCAAACUCUGCGUUGCCCCGGUGACUGCAGAAUCAUCAAAAAUUCCCCACAGUGGUCUGGGUGACCACAGAACCCCAGAGCGACAGGAGUUAUGUCCCGAGGAGGUCACACGCUGGACGGCUGGAUCUGACUGUGGGAGCGGGGCCAACUCCGAGAUUGGCGUCUGCGCUGUAGAUGAGUGA
Messenger RNA from Condylura cristata (star-nosed mole), 552 nucleotides. RefSeq names its product secretory leukocyte peptidase inhibitor (gene SLPI). Lineage: Eukaryota; Metazoa; Chordata; Mammalia; Eulipotyphla; Talpidae. Gene Ontology annotation, biological process: innate immune response; antibacterial humoral response. Gene Ontology annotation, molecular function: peptidase inhibitor activity. Gene Ontology annotation, cellular component: extracellular region. The coding region runs from base 1 to 552 and encodes 183 amino acids. The record is from RefSeq and is a predicted model, not a curated record. The transcript has 6 exons.